GGGGCCAUGUGGGGCGGACGCCGGCCGCCCGCCGCCCCUCGGGUCGCCGCCUCUCUGGCGCGGCUGCUGCUGGCGGCGCUGCUGGCGGCGGGGGCGCGGGGCAGCGGCGAGUACUGCCACGGCUGGCUGGACGCGCAGGGCGUGUGGCGGCUGGGCUUCCAGUGCCCCGAGCGCUUCGACGGCGGCGACGCCACCAUCUGCUGCGGCAGCUGCGCGCUGCGCUACUGCUGCUCGAGCGCCGAGGCGCGGCUGGACCAGGGCGGCUGCGACAACGACCAGCAGGGCGCCGGCGAGCCGGGCCGGCCCGACAGAGACAGCCCGGACGGCUCGGCAGUCCCUAUCUAUGUGCCUUUUCUCAUCGUUGGGUCAGUGUUUGUCGCCUUCAUCAUCUUGGGGUCACUCGUGGCGGCCUGUUGCUGCAGAUGUCUCCGGCCCAAGCAGGAACCCCAACAGAGCCGGGCACCCACAGGGAGCCGUUUGAUGGAGACCAUCCCCAUGAUCCCCAGCGCCAGCACUUCCCGAGGCUCAUCUUCUCGACAGUCCAGCACAGCUGCCAGCUCCAGCUCCAGCGCCAACUCGGGAGCCCGGGCGCCCCCCACCAGGUCACAGACAAACUGCUGUUUGCCAGAGGGGACUAUGAACAAUGUGUAUGUCAAUAUGCCCACAAACUUCUCAGUGCUGAACUGUCAGCAGGCAACCCAGAUUGUGCCCCACCAGGGGCAGUACCUGCACCCACCAUACGUGGGGUACCCUGUGCAGCAUGAUUCAGUGCCCAUGACUCCAGUGCCCCCUUUCAUGGACGGUCUACAGACUGGCUACAGGCAGCUCCAGGCCCCUUUUCCCCACACAAACAGUGAACAAAAGAUGUACCCUGCUGUGACUGUGUAGCCUAGUGUGCUGGCCAGACUUCUUUAAGGGAUACAAGAAAACAGGACACUGUGGAUUUGAGAAAGAUUCUCAGAGUGGAAGUUUGCACGAAGCAGUGGUGUUUACUGCACAAUUCUUUUAGAUGCUCCAAACUGUUUGAGACCAUUGCUCUCUGAAGUAGCAUUUCUGGAUAUUUCACCCCAGUGCAUGAUGGGUUGGUGAUGGGAAAAGCCAUCAUCACCUGGAGAUGCCUGUAUUGUUGCCAAUUGUUGGGUAACAAAUGCUCCAACCCUUAAGUGCUCUUGAGGUAUCACUGUCAAAGGAAUUUUGUAAACUGAUAGACUAAGAGUUUUUAUCAUGUUAUAAUUAUUAUGGUUACUUUUGUAUUAUACAAGAUUAGAAUUCCUGUUCCUUUUUACCUGGAACAGUUUUUUUUCUUUUUCUUUUCUAUUUUUUUUUUAACAUUCAUGGUUUACAGGAAGACAAAGAAUGAAAUUAUUAUAAAAAGAUAUUGGACUUUAGCUAUAUGGGAUUAGUCGUUGAUCCCAGUAUUUCAGUCAUAUUUUCACUGUAAAAAGAAAUAAAUAUUGUCUAUUUUUGUGUGCUUUUGGGGGUCUAUUUUAUGAUUUUUUACUUUGUGUAGAAAUCUUAUUACAAAGUGGUUUUCUACAUUAAAAAGAAAUUAAAAGAAACUGUUUAGUUAUUUAACUAGUAACUUUAUAAAAUUCUGGGAUUAUGUUAAUCUUGAAGUAGUAGUGGUGUAAUAAAACCAGUCAUCCCUUUCUUGACAGCAGCUUGGAUUUUUCUGACUUUACAGUGACAUCUGAGAAGAAGGAAUUUGAUGCUUUCUAUAUUGAAAUCAGAAAGUAUUACCUGCUACUUCUCCAAGUUACUUUUAACUUUACCUUUGGGUAUGGUUUAGCAUUUCUCUCUGUUUGGUUUUCAAAUCCUUGUGGCUAUAUUGUACUGAGUGUUAUAAAUGAAGAUCAGCAUUUCUCCCUAGAUUUGAUAAAACAUGUUCUUGAUUUCCAUAAAAAAAAUUCAGAGAACUGUUAUAAAGUGACUUACCUAGACUUUCAGCUAUAAUCUGAGACUUGGAAUGAAAUUUAAACCACACGUGUGAUUUCCUUUGCAAAUCAUAAAGCUUUUUAUACUCUUGUCAAAAUGUUGUACUUUUCAGGCAAUAAGGACUGUUAAGUCAGGAAAAAAAAUACCUUUCCUCCCUUGCGAAGUUGGUUCCUUAUUUUCCUUUCCAUGCGAGUUUUCAGCACUCUUCAUCACAGUGUUCUGAAAUAGGAAUUGCAAAGGGAUUUACUUGUGUGCUGUAUAUUUAUAGGAAAUUUAAAUAUGUACAAGUAAAUUUCCCACUGCUGGAAAAACAUAUUUGUAAUUAAACCAUAAGGUUUGGUCUUCCACACAUUUAUGUCUAUAAUUUUUUUCUGUCUUAUGACUGAAUGAUGUAAAUUUAUUAUUGGCAAUUAGUAUCAACAAAGAGUAACCAAAGGCAUGGGAAAGCCAUUUUACUUAAUAAAUGUCUUAUAGUAUGAA
Erinaceus europaeus (western European hedgehog) is the source of this 2415-nucleotide messenger RNA. RefSeq names its product shisa family member 2 (gene SHISA2). Gene Ontology annotation, cellular component: endoplasmic reticulum. NCBI's taxonomy places the organism in Eukaryota, Metazoa, Chordata, Mammalia, Eulipotyphla, Erinaceidae. Gene Ontology annotation, biological process: negative regulation of fibroblast growth factor receptor signaling pathway; negative regulation of Wnt signaling pathway. The transcript has 2 exons. The coding region runs from base 7 to 888 and encodes 293 amino acids. The record is from RefSeq and is a predicted model, not a curated record.